AUGUUCCGCCCACGACCCCGGAUGGAACAGACGGUGUCGACGAGGAAAAAAAAACGCUCCCACAGCGGACAUUGGCACGCUCCCGGCAAACCCACGAAGCAAAAUCUCGACUCGACUGGUUGUAUUGAUAUCACUUUGAUUUCAUCGAGUCCUUCAAUCUCAUUGUUGAGUCUUUCAUCUUUCACUCCUAAGGUUGCCGGGGCCGCAGUCACGACUAUCACGAAUCCCCAAAAUCUGACUUCUUUGUUUAUUACCCACGACUUCGGUUUAUAUCCUUGGUCCUUUUGUUUUAUGCUUGGCAUUUGUGUCUCGCGGUGA
This is a messenger RNA of Penicillium vulpinum, 318 nucleotides long. RefSeq lists its product as uncharacterized. Lineage: Eukaryota; Fungi; Ascomycota; Eurotiomycetes; Eurotiales; Aspergillaceae. The transcript has 2 exons. The coding region runs from base 1 to 318 and encodes 105 amino acids. The record is from RefSeq and is a predicted model, not a curated record.